Messenger RNA from Linderina pennispora, 744 nucleotides. RefSeq lists its product as uncharacterized. NCBI's taxonomy places the organism in Eukaryota, Fungi, Kickxellomycota, Kickxellomycetes, Kickxellales, Kickxellaceae. Gene Ontology annotation, cellular component: Golgi apparatus. The annotation marks the transcript as partial. Gene Ontology annotation, molecular function: antiporter activity. The transcript is spliced from 2 exons. The record is from RefSeq and is a predicted model, not a curated record.
ACGUUCACGCCGGUGCGCCUAGACAAGCAGCAGCAGCGGAUUCUCUGGCAGUUCUCGGUCCUGUACACGGUGAACAUAGCCGUCAGCAAUAUCUCGCUGAACUUUGUGACAAUUCCCUUUCACCAGGUAGUCCGAGGCACCGUGCCCGUGUUUACAUUGGCCAUUACCGCAUUGUCUGGGGGCGAUCCGAAGCUGCCAAUACUGGCGUAUGUUAGCUUGGUGCCGGUGGUCAUGGGCGUGGGGCUGGCGACCUACGGCGAUUACUCGUGGACUGUGGUGGGCCUGCUGCUGACGCUCUUGGGGACGGUGCUGGCUGCAGUGAAAACCGUCCUGAAGCUGGGGGCUUUUGAUCUGCUGUACAGGCUCAGCCCAUUGGCGCUUGCGCAGACCCUGGCGUGGUCGCUGGUCACGGGCGAAUUUGCCCAGGCCAGGGCGUUCAUGACCGGCAUGGAUUCGGUUUGGCCGCUGCUGGGUGCAUUGGCUGCCAACGGCGCCAUUGCGUUUGUGCUGAAUAUCGCCAGCUUCACUGCGAGCAAGAACACCAGCGCCCUGGCCAUGACUGUCACUGGAAACGUCAAGGUUGUACUGACUGUCGUUCUCGGCUGCAUUCUGUUCAGCGUCCAGCUCUCGUAUCUCAGCAUGCUAGGAAUCGCGAUUACGCUGUUUGGCGGGGCCAUGUAUUCUCUAGUCCGUCUACACAGAAAAUAAACACUCUAGAACAGGUUGCGGCACAGCGGGCACGAG